Molecule: messenger RNA, 618 nt
Organism: Daucus carota subsp. sativus
Lineage: Eukaryota; Viridiplantae; Streptophyta; Magnoliopsida; Apiales; Apiaceae
Product: protein NDR1
Exons: 1
Coding region: 1-618 (205 amino acids)
Biological process (GO): defense response to other organism
Cellular component (GO): plasma membrane; plasmodesma
Source: RefSeq, a predicted model, not a curated record
AUGUCCGCGGUAGAUCAAUCUUCAAUUAAGUUUUCUCUUGAAGAUUAUUACAUCGCUGGAGUCGAAAGUAAUGAUGGAUCCAACUUGAACCAGUCCAUCAUCUACUUCAAACAUAACCUUGCGAAUGAUGGUGAGGAAACAGGAAUUUAUUACGAUAACCUCAACCUCACUUUCUCUUAUUAUACAGGUGAGGGUAUUAUUGUUCCAGUCGGCAACUACACCAUUCCAGGAUUUCGCCAGGGUGUAAAAGCGGAGACCGAUCGAAAAGAUUUUGUGGUGACGGCUCAGGGAUGGCAAGAAAUUUCCAACAUGUCAGUGUCGUCGGAUGUUGUUGUUUUCAGGGUGGAUUUGGCAACUGCGGUGAGGUUCAGGCAUUAUAUUACGGGGAUUAAAAGCAAGAGACUUCGGACAAUGGCAUGGUGUAAGGUGGAGGUUGAUCGAAUUACUGGAAAGAAAAAAAGUAACAAAGCUAUUCAGCUCAAGCAUAUGAUUGAACGGCAUCCUAAUUGUGGCUGGAUUAUCUUUGCUUUUAUCAUCUUUCUGUUAAGUGUUUUUGUAGUACCUUGCCUGGUUUUCAUAUGCUUUGGGGUUGUUUUCGACUAUUGCAUGGAUAACUGA